AUGAUAUUUGGUAAUUGGCUUGCAAUAAAUGUUUUUUUUAAUUAUAUUAUGGCAUGGUUAUCUUCACCUGGUCUAGCUAAAGAUUAUCAAAAUUUAGCAACACAAUAUCAAGAUAUAUUCUUUUGGUGUGAUGCAUGUAUUUUAAAAUUUGACCAUCAUUGUCCAUGGCUCAAUAAUUGUGUUGGCUUUUAUAAUCAUCGACAUUUCUUCCAAUUUAGUAGUUUUCUAGCUAUUGCAUGCAUAUAUGUUGGUACUGUUGGUUAUCGUGAAUAUCAAAUUAGUCUACUUGGAGAACAAACAUUCUAUUAUAAAGAUUCACUUUUUAAACCAUUUGAUAUUCUCGAAACAAUGGGAACAAUUGGCUUUAUAAUAUAUUAUAUAUUUAUUGCUACGUUAACAUGUGGCAUUUUAAUAAUUGGCCUUCUUUGUUGGCAUGGACGAAUGAUAGGUCGUGGUGAGACAUCACUUGAACGUAUACUUAAUGUCUAUUAUACUAAGCAAUGUUAUAUGCAAGGUUUUAUUUUUGUUAAUCCUUAUGAUUUUGGUUUCAUAGAAAAUUGGAAACGAUUUUUUGGUGUCCGUACCAUAGGUGAAUUUAUUCGACGAGUUCUUUUGCCAAGUACACAUAGACCAGAAGGUGAUGGAAUAACAUGGGAUGGUUAUAAUGUUAAUACUAAUUUAGAAUUACAUCAACAGCAAUCUCGACAAACAACACAACCUAUUGCUUUUCCUCCUGGUAUUCAUCCAAAACCUCCUGGCGUUCAUCCAACCAAUGGGUAUCGAUUUCUUGCACCACCGUGGGAAAAGCGAAACAAACCAGCUCAUAUUUCGACUGUUUACCAACCGAAAACACCACCAAUAGAAACAGUAGAUUCAAGGAAAAAUCGUUAG
Molecule: messenger RNA, 891 nt
Organism: Rotaria sordida
Lineage: Eukaryota; Metazoa; Rotifera; Eurotatoria; Philodinida; Philodinidae
Source: the annotation of a GenBank genome assembly